CAGUGACCCUCCCUUGUGCUUUUUUGUUCGUUCAAUUCACUGUUACAAAGUUCAAGUCUUUCGAAGGCUUUCCGCUCAUUGCGUGUUCUUAUUGCCCUCAUUCAUUAUGCUUGCCAAUGUCGAUUCUGGCACGGCCACGAAGGCGACAUUCGGCAGGUUUCGUUCAAACCGGCACCCCACUAACAGAAAGCAACUUCAGCGUGCGGCUACGUCGCGAUUCAUCGCUCUUUGUGUGAUGAUGCUGGGUAUGGGGUCCCUCUGGCAAUCCCGAUCUAUACUUUCGUUGGUACUCUCAACAUCUACCCAACAGGAGUCUGCAAUUGAUGCCAUUCGCACCGACGUGGUCUCCAACAACAUUGACACCGGCACCAGAUAUGAAAAAGACCCGAUGCAAUUUGCGGGGAGCUUGCAAUCAGGAGGCAGCGCUGGAAAGACCAAAGAUAAUACAGAAACGCCAGUGACAGCCGCCGAGCGAGAGCGUUCAGUGCUGGCCUUAGAGCCACCCCCAACGAAGGUUACGGUCGAGGCGGAUGAUCCGUCAAAUGCUGGCAACGAAAGUGAAACGACGUUUUCGUUGAUGCAGCGUAUCGAACAUACGCCUCGAAACCUGACCAACAUCCCAAAAAUGCGAGUAGUACUUUGGCCUGACACGCAAUCAGGCGUUCGAAACUCUGAGAGUUUUCACCUGACGGAAAACGGUAUCAACGAGUCUGCCUAUUUAACGCUGAGCAACGAGACAUGGGACUUUCAUUCCAAUGUUGUGUGGGUGGGGGAUAUGGGAAUGGGUGGCCCUCGAAGACAAUGGUGUGGAGCUUUUGGGGCACUGGCGAAACAGGCCAAAGACAAACGGCGUGUAUCAAGACUCCCAUUGCAGUGGCCUAUUUGUAUUGUUGACUACGCUGACGGCCCCUCAUUGCCACGGUGCGCGAAUAUCGAGGCGCAAGUAGGGGUUGAAAAUGUUCGGUAUUCCGUUCGAUCCGUAGUGACUGGACGUAAUUGGAAUGAAACUAUCGGAUGGGUACAAGGCGGUGGUCGACUAAGUCUGAAUAAAACAUAUGGUAUCACAUAUCGGCAGGCAUCGUAUAUGGUUCGGACAGACAUGAUCAAAGUCUUGGAAAACUCUCUUCGAGCGAGAAAUAUGAGCCUGGCCGAUCCAAUUGAGCGCAUCGAUCGGCCGGUUGAUGUUGCCCACUUCUGGCCCCACUCAAAUUCAUCGACAAAUCAACAAGACCGACGCAGUGUGUUACAUUUCCGAUCCAAGCUACGUUCCAAGAUUAGCGAUCUGGUCGUUGAUCUUGGCAAGACCCAAUCAAGUCUCAACGUCUUUGUUGGUCUCAAAGGGCACGCAAAGGAGAGUGGACGCACUGGAGUGCACACCGACUACAUGAAUGCUCUACUUGCUUCAAAGAUUGUCGUGGUGACACAACGAGACGAGUGGGAGGAACACUAUCGACUUAUGGAGGCAAUCAUUGGCGGUGCCAUGGUGAUGACGGAUCGCAUGCUGACGUUACCAGCAGGCCUGCAGAACGGCACGUCCAUAGUCGAGUUUGACAGUGCCGAGAGUCUCGUGUCACUGAUCAGCUACUAUCUGAGACAUUCUGAUGAGAGGCUGGAGAUAGCCCGGGCAGCGCGGGACGUCGCUUUGCGAAAGCAUCGUUCUUGGCAUCGGAUGGAAGAGAUCAUCUUUGGUGAGAGUCUGUCAAAUUGCAGCUUCCAGCACCCAAAUAGCCCGUGCCCGUACGUUGCUCACGGCAUCGAUUCAAAGCGUUAAAAAGACAUGCGCGAAAAGUUUCCAAAAGGAACGGAGCUUGUAAAGGGUCUGUUUAUGGUUGUUGGCAAAGAGCCUUAAGAUAUGGCUUUGAGAUACUGUGUGCACGAAACUGAUAGUGACGAAAACAGAAGCAGCAAUUUGUCUCCAAUGUACAUUUUACAGCGGAACGGACUUAGCUUGCUUGAGGUGUCUAUAGGCGACGAUUGCAAUCUAUUGAAGUGUUGGAAGGAGCCAUUUACUGUUAAGCACACUGAUAUAUGUCACACAAUGAAGAUCACUUUUUUCAAGCAACGAGUUGUCAAAAUAACGAAACAAAAACUAAUGUUGUGUCUAAAGCUUGAUAUUUAUUUU
This is a messenger RNA of Phaeodactylum tricornutum CCAP 1055/1, 2122 nucleotides long. RefSeq lists its product with no specific name. The coding region runs from base 107 to 1771 and encodes 554 amino acids. The transcript has a single exon. The record is from RefSeq and is a predicted model, not a curated record. NCBI's taxonomy places the organism in Eukaryota, Bacillariophyta, Bacillariophyceae, Surirellales, Neidiaceae.